AUGGCUUUAAGCUCAAGAAAGAAGUUUGGGUUUCUUGAUGGAAGUAUCCCAAAACCAGCGGCUGGAGAUCCUCAUCUUGAAGAUUGGAUAGCAAAUAAUCACCUUCUGGUCGGUUGGAUUAAACUCACAAUCAAACCGAAGCUACGCUCAUUCAUAUCCACUCGAGAAGUUGCCAAAGACUUGUGGGAUAUCAUCAAGAAACAUUUUUCACUCAAGAGUGGUGCUCGUCUACAACAGUUACGUAAUGCAUUUGCAACAUGUAAUCAGAAUGGGUCCACGGUGGAUGAUUACUUUGGGAGAUUAACAAAGAUUUGGGAUGGCAUAGCUGAAUGUAUGAACACAAAGCAGUGUUCUUGUGGAAAGUGUGAGUGUGAUCUCAACACAGCUCAUGACAAUGAGAAAGAGAUUUUACGUGUUCACGAUUUUCUCUUUGGCUUGGAUGGUACUACUCAUGGAGUUUUUCGAUCUCAAUUGUGUGCGAUCACACCUCUUCCUAACCUCAAAAGCAUCUAUCAAACGAUAAUGCAGAAUGAGACGUUGCGUUUGAAUGCGACACCGGAUGUUGCUGUGAUGGGAUUUGGGAUUUGCGGCUCAAGCAUCUCGUCUGAUGAACCAUGUUUGGACUCGUGA
Molecule: messenger RNA, 630 nt
Organism: Microthlaspi erraticum
Lineage: Eukaryota; Viridiplantae; Streptophyta; Magnoliopsida; Brassicales; Brassicaceae
Source: the annotation of a GenBank genome assembly